Hippopotamus amphibius kiboko is the source of this 1957-nucleotide messenger RNA. RefSeq names its product serine incorporator 4 (gene SERINC4). Gene Ontology annotation, cellular component: membrane. Bases 15 to 1556 code for a protein of 513 amino acids. The transcript has 12 exons. The record is from RefSeq and is a predicted model, not a curated record. Lineage: Eukaryota; Metazoa; Chordata; Mammalia; Artiodactyla; Hippopotamidae.
GACCUGGGAUAAGGAUGGUGGGUGCAAAGGCGGUCACAAGGCCCGGCACCUCCCUCCGCCUGGCACAGCAACGCAGUGGAGUCGGCAGUGUCAUAGUGAGUCCUCCCUCCUAUCAGGUGUCCUGCUGUGGGCCUGUUCCCUGUACCUGCUGCUGCCAUUCUAGGUGGCCCCCCCUCAUGGAAUCUCCUUGUAGCCGCCUGUUCUACAUCCUCCUCCAUGUGGGAACCUCAGCAGUCUGCUGCCUCCUGCUAUCAAGGACGGUAGUGGAAAGAGUCUGGGGCAAGGCACAUGGGAUCCAGAUGCCCUCAGGGGUGUGUGCCCAUCUGUUUGGCCACUCUCACUGCCCAGUGCUUAGUGGCUCUGGGGCUGUAUACCGAGUAUGUGCAGGAACUGCCACCUUCCACCUGCUGCAGGCUGUGCUGCUGGUCAAUCUCCACUCCCCCACCAGCCUGAGAGCACAGCUGCAUAACAGCUUCUGGCUCCUCAAGCUGCUGUUCCUGCUAGGUCUCUGUGCUGUUGCCUUCUGCAUCCCUGAUGAGCAUCUCUUCCCAGCCUGGCAUUACAUCGGCAUCUGUGGAGGUUUCACAUUCAUCCUGCUGCAGCUGGUGCUUAUUACAGCCUUUGCCCAUUCCUGGGACAAGAACUGGCAAACAGGUGCAGCCCAAGAUUGCCGCUGGUUCCUAGCUGUGCUGCUGACCACCCUAGGAUUCUACAGCAUGACAGGUGUAGCAGCUGUGCUCCUGUUCCGCCACUACACGCACCCAGCUGGCUGCCUGCUCAACAAGAUGCUGCUUAGUCUGCACCUUUGUUUCUGUGGCCUCCUCUCCUUCCUCUCCAUCUCUCCCUGCAUCCGCCUCAAGCAGCCCCGCUCUGGCCUUCUACAAGCCUCUAUCAUCAGCUGCUAUAUCAUGUACUUGACAUUCUCUGCACUGUCCAGCCGUCCUCCAGAGAGUGUAAUCCUUCAAGGACAGAAUCACACUCUGUGCCUGCCUGGCCUGAGUAGAAUGGAACCCCAAACACCAGAUACUUCUCUGGCAGUGCUGAGUGCUGGCAUCAUGUAUGCAUGUGUGCUUUUUGCUUGCAAUGAGGCUUCCUACCUGGCUGAGGUAUUUGGGCCCUUGUGGAUUGUCAGGGUUUACAGCUAUGAGUUCCAGAAGCCCUCACUCUGUUUCUGCUGCCCUGAAACAGUGGAGCCAGAGAAAGGGCAAAGAGGUGGGGCUGCCAGGCCAGCUAAUCAAGAGACCUCUCCAGCUCCUCCAGUGCAAGUCCAGCAGCUUUCCUAUAGCUAUUCUGCCUUCCACUUCGUCUUCUUCCUUGCAUCACUCUAUGUUAUGGUUACCCUCACCAACUGGUUCAGCUAUGAGGGAGCAGAACUGGAAAAGACCUUCACCACGGGUAGCUGGGCUACCUUCUGGGUCAAGGUUGCCUCAUGCUGGGCCUGUGUACUCCUCUAUCUGGGGCUGCUACUGGCACCAUUCUGUUGGUCCCCAACCCAGGACCCCCAGCCUCCUCAUAUCUCCAGGCGACACUGUCAUCGUGUUAGUAUUGCCGAAUAACAAAUAUCCAGUCUAGGUACUUUUAACAAACUGGGGUUCCCUUCAACUUGUACCCCUAGUCUUGACUCACAGGAGCUGUCCAGCCCAACAGAUACCUCAAGGACACAAUGGGUAGUUACCUCCCUUUAGGCUGAAGUCAACAGUAUGUCUGACUUGAAAAAAGUGGCCAUACACACCCUAAUGCCCUGGGCAGAGUAUCUGACACACUGUAGCUACUGCUACAUCUUCACCCCAGCUCAAGAGCUUGACUCCCAAGUCAGCAGCUCAGGAACCACUGCUGAUCCCAGCCGACAGUGUAGCACCAGCUCUUUCCUGGCUCUCAUGGUGGAGAUGGGGGCAGAGAAAGACCAACAGGGACUGAAGACUUACUUGGUUCUGUCCUUGGAGAUAAAAAGGAAAAU